This is a messenger RNA of Myripristis murdjan (pinecone soldierfish), 3561 nucleotides long. RefSeq names its product neuronal pentraxin 2a (gene nptx2a). The transcript has 6 exons. The coding region runs from base 276 to 1625 and encodes 449 amino acids. The record is from RefSeq and is a predicted model, not a curated record. Lineage: Eukaryota; Metazoa; Chordata; Actinopteri; Holocentriformes; Holocentridae.
AUGUGUGCUCUACCAUGUGGUUGAUGGAUGCAUGAUUUUCACUGCGGAGUCUCUUUUUUAAUUCCAUGUUUUUUCGACCAAGUGAACUUUCCUCGAUGCUCUUGUGUCAGUUCCGAAGUCCAGAAAGAUGUCCGCAACCACCUGAUUUAACUAGUCGGCGCUGAAAUAAGUUUCUUUGAUCUAAGAUCAUCAGUGGAACCAAACCUUUAUUUGAUAUUUUGGUAGUCAGUCAAUACGUUUUUCGUUAAUACGUGGAGUUGGUGCAUUUAGUCGGGAUGCUUGCUUCAGUAGUUGGACUUUUAUACUUGGUCAGUGCACGCACUGUGCGUACACAGGAUGCUACAGGUAGCCGCUUCGUUUGCAACGCCAUUCCCCCGGGCGCAGAGCCGGGUUGCGGGUAUGGUCCUACGGGGAACCGUGUCCAAAGCAGCAGUCCAGUAGAAGACGAGCUGCGGAACACGAUCAUCCAGCUCCGAGAGACCAUUCUGCAGCAGAAGGAGACCAUCGUGAGCCAGCAGGGGACCAUCAAGGAGCUCAACUCCAAGCUGGCGCGCUGCGAGGCGGCCGCUGACGAGUCAUCGCAGGGCAAGUCCCGGGGUCAGGGCUCCAGACGGAAGGAGUAUGGCAAAAACACCAUGGGUGACCUGCCCCGGGACCCCAGCGAGACCAUAGACCAACUGGGCAAAACCAUGCAGAGUCUCAAGGGUCGGCUGGAGAACUUGGAGCAGCAGCAGUUGCGUCUCCCAAGUACCAAUGUUUCUACGGGGGGCGUCUCGGCCCUGUCUCCGCUGCCGGCAGAGCUGCGCGAGCUGCUGCGGCAGCGUCUGGGGGCGCUAGAGAGCCAGCUCCUGCGGAAGGUGGCCGAGCUGGAGGAGGAGAAGAGUCAGCUCUACAAUGAGACAGCGGCCCACCGCCAGCGCACUGAGAGCACGCUUAAUUCCCUCCUGGAGAGGAUCACCGAGCUAGAGAGAAGUAAUAACGCGUUCAAGUCACCUGAGGAUUUCAAGGUGUCACUCUCAUUGCGCACCAACUACCUGUAUGGACGCAUCAAGAAGAGCCUGCCAGAGAUGUAUGCCUUCACAGUGUGCAUGUGGCUAAAGUCCAGCGCUAGUCCCGGCAUAGGAACCCCAUUCUCCUAUGGCGUCCCGGGCCAGGCGAAUGAGAUAGUACUCAUCGAAUGGGGGAACAACCCCAUUGAACUGCUUGUUAAUGAUAAGGUGGCCCAGCUGCCUCUCUCUGUGAGUGACGGGCGCUGGCAUCAUAUCUGCAUCACCUGGACGACUAGAGACGGUUUCUGGGAGGCUUACCAGGAUGGAGAGCGUCUGGGCACGGGGGACAACCUGGCCCCUUGGCACCCAAUUAAACCUGGAGGGGUGAUUAUCCUGGGACAGGAGCAGGACAUAGUAGGAGGCCGUUUUGAUGCCACCCAGGCCUUUGUGGGUGAGCUGAGCCAGUUCAACAUGUGGGACCGGGUACUGCGGCCUGUAGACAUCAUGGGCAUGGCCAACUGCUCUGCCUACAUGCCCGGCAAUGUGAUCCCUUGGAUUGAUGCCAAUGUGGAAGUGUUGGGUGGUGCGACGAAAGCUGCUCUGGAAAUCUGUGAAGAUCGUGCUUUUGACUCCUAAAAAGGUCCAGUAUGAGUCCAGUAUGGCCACUGGACUCAAGAAGCUUUCAUUGGGAUGAAGGAGCAUUCUGACUUUGUGUUGCUUCUGUAAAACCCCCAAAGGAAAACGGGUCUUGGUACUACAUCGGUGUCAACAUUGUUUACAGAUUCAUGUGGUCUGGCCGUGUGGUCUCCAUGACCCAGCGUUUAUCGGACUCAAUCUCAAUGAUUCACAACUUCAUGUCCAUUUUAUUUUGAUCCUCAAGACUUGAAAGUGCAGGAGAUGCCACUUUCAACUGCUCAUGAGGUCCGGACUUUGCGGACACUGUUUUCACCAAUCCACUGUAAUGAUGUGAUCUAUUGCCAUUCUGUGUUUUAUGUUAAUUAGAUAUGCUUACAAUUGACAACAGCAUUUUUUUUUUUUUUUUUUUUUUUUUGGGUUGCAUACCUAACACAGACAAUGCUGCACUGUGUUCAUAGUGAAUGUGAGCUCCAACAGGCUUUGAUGUGCUGUGGAAUACUAUUCCUGAGUUGCAUGGUGGAGUACUAUAUGCUGUGAGCUUCUACGCUGUUUGAGGAGGAGUAAGGCACCAAACCUUAAGUGAAUAUAGUGGACGCUGCCUGGUGGACAUAAGGUUGCUGAAGAACGGCGCUCACUACUUGUUAUUUUGAGGGAGCUAAAUGUGGCCAGCUGUCAAAAUAUUGUGCAUGAGUCGCCUGAGUCAUGAGUAGAACCAAGCUCAAAAGUGACAGUGCAUGCUUUCUGCCAGUACACACAGGCACGGCUUGUGUGUGCGUUCAAACAAGCAUAUGCAACAUGCCAUCGAAAUUAUGUAAGAGCGUGUAUGUAUGUUUGUGUGCGUAUGGUCUGUCGUGUGUGUAAAAAAGACCGGAGAUUAGGAGCGAGGGAGGACAUUUUCAUUCUUGUAAAUCUAUGCUUAAUACCUCUCUCCCCUUGAGCAGCUGCCAUGUUCCAAGCAGCUUUAUGGAUGGGCUGGUCCUGCUCAGGUUAAAAGCAAAGUCGGACAGCUGCCCAGAACUGGCGGGUCAACAGAGCUCUGAAUGGCAGCCGAGUGCCCAGCGAGGGGAGGAGGGGACCGGGUUUGACCUUCAAGUGAGAUUCUUAAUCCCUCAUCUGGGCAGUAAUUAUCUGUGUUUGUGAAUGAGCAAGGCUGUGAGUCGGAUGUAAGCUAUUUGGCAUCGAAAAGUUACAGUGCUCAGCGUUUCUCAAGGCCAAGUCGCAGUGUCACACUUGAUUCACCAUUAUGACACACACUGGAUAUAAAAAGAGAGGUGUCUGUGGGCAUAAUGACUGUUGUUGUACGGCUGACUUUUGUCAAUGUUUGCAGAAAAGUUUGUUCAAAUACAGGUCAUAUAUAUAUGUAUAUAUAUAUAUAUGAACUGUAUAUCUGUAUGUGCAACUCUAAGGGAAUCAGCAGUGGCUUUUGGGUGAAUGAAUUUAAUACUUCAUUGGCUGCUUACACAUUAAUCCUCAAUGUCGUGUUGUAGAUUUGUUUUGAUGCUGUUUGUUCGUUGAUUAUCAGUAAAAUGUUGUUACCACAAUGCCUGGUACAGGAUCCCCAUUUGGAGAAGAAACAAUUUUAAAGAGGCAACAAAGACAUCAACUUUACUAUCUCCUCUAGAGUUUCUUUUUUCCUUGUGGAAUGUCCUUACCCAAAUGAUGACACAAUACGAGCCACUUUAAAGCUUGUUGUCCAUAUUUGAAAAGAUGUGAUGCAGUAGGAUAUUGGACAGCACCGAAUGUUAAAAAAAAAAAGGUGCACACUCAACAUUUUAACAAUCUGUUGAAUAUGACACCAACAUGUUGUGAUUGUUCCUCUUUUGAGUGUCCUUGUUUAUGAUAUUUAAAUGUAAAAUCUGAGCUUUCCGUUCCUGUAGAAAGUGUGACUUUCUUGCUUUUCUGCUCAUGAUUUCUGUUAAUUAGCAGCUCGUUAUGU